AUGCAAUCCAUCAAAUGUGUAGUUGUUGGUGAUGGUGCCGUUGGUAAAACAUGUCUAUUGAUAUCUUAUACUACAAAUGCCUUUCCAGGCGAAUAUAUUCCAACUGUAUUUGAUAAUUAUUCUGCAAAUGUCAUGGUAGAUGGAAAACCUAUUAAUUUAGGUUUAUGGGAUACAGCAGGUCAAGAAGAUUAUGAUCGUCUUCGUCCGCUUUCAUAUCCUCAAACUAAUGUUUUCUUAUGUUGCUUUUCUCUCAUUAGUCCUCCAUCAUUUGAAAAUGUUAAAACAAAGUGGUAUCCCGAGAUCAGUCAUCAUGCACCAAACAUACCCAUCAUUCUUGUUGGUACUAAACUUGAUUUACGUGAGGAUCAAGAUACAAUAGAAAGACUUCGUGAAAAGAGAAUGGCACCCAUCACCUAUGCUCAAGGUUUACAAAUGGCAAAAGAUAUUAAUGCAGUUAAAUAUCUUGAAUGUUCAGCACUUACUCAAAAAGGUCUUAAAAAUGUAUUUGAUGAAGCUAUUAGAGCUGUUUUAUCACCUCCUGUUCAACCAAAAAGAAAGAAGGGCUGUCGUAUUCUUUAACUUUAUUUUAUUAUUACCACAACAUAUUACUAUAUGCUUUUUUUUUUCUUUUUUUUUUUACUGUCUAUAUAUAUACAUAAC
Cokeromyces recurvatus is the source of this 660-nucleotide messenger RNA. RefSeq names its product rac protein. The coding region runs from base 1 to 579 and encodes 192 amino acids. Gene Ontology annotation, biological process: regulation of actin cytoskeleton organization; regulation of cell shape; cortical cytoskeleton organization. Gene Ontology annotation, cellular component: cell cortex; plasma membrane; cytoplasmic vesicle. Gene Ontology annotation, molecular function: protein kinase binding; GTP binding; GTPase activity. Lineage: Eukaryota; Fungi; Mucoromycota; Mucoromycetes; Mucorales; Mucoraceae. The transcript is spliced from 4 exons. The record is from RefSeq and is a predicted model, not a curated record.